UGUGACGUUUGUGACUACAAAGGCUCUUCCGCACAACUUUAAUUUAAAAAAACAACAAGAACAAUCGUCAUGGCUUCCAUGGUUCCCAUUAAGAUUGGAAUAAUUGGUGGUUCAGGCCUUAAUGAUCCAGAUAUCUUGGAGGGGAGGACUGAGCGUUAUGUCGACACACCGUAUGGAAAGCCAUCCGAUGCUCUGAUACUGGGGAAGAUAAAAAACGUGGAAUGUGUGCUCCUUGCAAGGCAUGGGAGACAACACACUAUAAUGCCGUCCAAUGUGAACUACCAGGCCAACAUCUGGGCACUGAGAGAAGAGGGCUGCACACAUCUGUUGGUCACCACGGCCUGUGGCUCACUCCGAGAGGAGAUUCAGCCAGGAGACAUUGUCAUCAUAGAUCAGUUCAUUGACAGGACUACCAAGAGAGCUCAGACGCUGUAUGAUGGGCAGCCCACCAGUCCUCCAGGAGUGAGUCAUAUCCCUAUGGCUGAGCCUUUCUGUAACAGAACCAGAGAGGUCCUGGUGGAGGUGGCGCGGAGCCUGGGAGUCAAGUGUCACGUUCGAGGGACUAUGCUGAGCAUCGAGGGGCCGCGCUUUUCCUCGCGGGCUGAAAGCCUGAUGUUUCGCCAGUGGGGCGCUGACGUCAUCAACAUGACCACUGUGCCAGAGGUGGUCCUUGCCAAGGAGGCCGGCUUGUGCUAUGCGAGCAUUGCCAUGGCAACAGACUAUGACUGUUGGAAGGAGCAUGAGGAGGCGGUCUGUGUUGACAACGUUCUGAAGACGAUGAAAGAGAACGCCAACAAAGCAAGCAGUAUCCUGCUGACUGCAAUACCUCAGAUUAGUCAGAUGGACUGGGCUCAGACAAUGAAGACCUUGAAAUCAAUGGCACAAUCUUCGGUAAUGUUACCAAAACACUAAGCGUGUAGAAAAACAAUGAGGUAGGAAAGGAUCCAAGACACCACCCGCACCGACACGGACAUCCGAUUCAACUCUGCCUGUGGAUUUGUCAUCAGUGAAUCACAGAAAAGUGCCUCACAUAUAUAAUGUAUAAUGCUCUCUGCAUGUGCUCUGUCUUCAGCUGGAGUCUCCGUGUUCUUUCUUGACUCAAAAUACACAUAUAACCGUCACAAUCACCCCUUUUUCACUGAAACACCUAGUAACCCACCAAAUGUUCAGGUACGAAAAGAUUAACAAAGAAGUCUUCUAAAUAUUAUACUAGAUAUUAUUCUUUGUGGAUUUAUAUGUUUUGUGGUCCGUAAUCUUUUAAAUUGAUAUAUUUGCCUGUAAACCAUGGGUGCAGUAACAGCAAUGGGUUAUUGCUGUUACUACAGGAUACAAUAACAAUGCUUUGCGACUUUAGCACAUGAAUACUUCAUGCUGUUUAGUUACAACAAAUAUCCUUUUAAAGUCAAAUCUGAUGUCUUAAAAGUAUCAGAUGAAAUAUUUUAAAUGCCUGGAUACACGUCAGAAAAUGUUUAUCUAUACUUUUUCCAUAUUUUGUUAAAUACUUUCAAACGUAUUGCUCUUCAUGACUGAUGCAAACUCUUUUCCAGAGAUCAUUAAAUCAGCUAACUGACA
Molecule: messenger RNA, 1572 nt
Organism: Anoplopoma fimbria (sablefish)
Lineage: Eukaryota; Metazoa; Chordata; Actinopteri; Perciformes; Anoplopomatidae
Gene: mtap
Product: methylthioadenosine phosphorylase
Exons: 8
Coding region: 70-912 (280 amino acids)
Biological process (GO): nucleoside metabolic process
Cellular component (GO): cytosol
Molecular function (GO): S-methyl-5-thioadenosine phosphorylase activity
Source: RefSeq, a predicted model, not a curated record